UGAAAGGAGGCAGGCCAGCGCUCAUCUGAAUCUCUUUUCCCGGAACCACGCCGAGGGGAGACUUCACACCCUGCGCUCAGGAACACCGUGUUUCUGUGCUCCGUGCACUCGCAGGGGUGUGCUGGUGAACUUCCUCGUCCUGCAGGAGGAGGAUGGAGGAGGAGGCGUGACGUCGCCCUUCGCAGACAGGCCGAGCGGACGGACGCUGCCUGCAUGCUGCCGCAGAGCGCACGGAGGAGGAAGCAGCCGAGGCUCACAACAACGGCAGCUUCAGGAAGACAACACGCGGCCACAGUAAUGCGGCACCGCCCGCUGAGCCCGGAGCUGAUGUGACGGAGCACCAGCAGCAGGGUGGAAGCGGCGGAAGCUUCCACUUCUACCCAGCCGGUGAGCGCGGCGGCUCGGCCGCUUUGUCUGAGUCAGGGGGAUAUGUCCUCGCUAACCGUGGAGGAGGACCAGAGGUGGGCACCGACACACGUCCAGGUGACGGUGCAGAGAGGCAGGAGCUUACGGGGCAAGGGCAAGCACGGCACCAGCGACGUGUACACCAUCAUCCAGCUGGGGAAGGAGAAGUACUCUACCGGGGUGGCGGAGAAGACCACCGAGCCGGAGUGGCACGAAGAGUGCUCGUUCGAGCUGCAGCCUGGCGUGCUGGAGAGCAGGGAGCGGAGCGGGUACCCGGCCGGGAGCAACGAGCUAGUCCUGACCGUGAUGCACCGGGCUCUGAUGGGGCUGGACGUGUUUCUGGGACAGGCUGUGAUCCAGCUGGACAAAGCGUUUCUUGAGACCAGAUGCGUAAAAAACCAGUGGUACAGGCUGAACUCUAAGACGGGAAAAAAGGAGAAGGAGCGGGGAGACAUUCAGGUGACUAUUCAGUUCACCAGGAACAACCUGACAGCCAGCAUGUACGACCUCGUCAUGAAGGACAAGGGAACCUCCACAUUUAGCAAGCUAAAGGAGCGCAUGAAGGGGAAGAGGAGACCCAGCGACGAGGACACCUCUUCUGCUGUCCUCCCAGGUGGAUACGGGUCUCUGUACCGGAUGCGCCAAAGACUGCCGAGUGACGGAGGAGGGGAGGAGGAUUAUGAGGACGAUGAGGGGGGCGAGGUCCGGCGGAGCAAGAUGAGAACCUUCUUUUUGAGGGGAAAACUGCGUAAAUCAUCUGACACUCGCUCCAGCACUUCUCUGGGCUCAGAGAGCAGUGAGUCCUCAUCCCGCGGCGGGAGCCUCAGUCCCACAGCCGGUAUCAGCGUAGUGGUGUCAGACCUGUCCAACUCCCCCAGCAACAGCAGCAACUUCACAGCGGACAACAGUCCAGAGCACCCAACCAACAUGUCACCCAAGUCGUCCUCUCUCAAGUGUGAGAUUGGCGAGGUCACCAUUACAGUGCCUCAGCCUGUCGUGUGUGUGAAUGGAAGCCAUGUGUACAGCGUCCAGCCCCCGGACCAAGGCUCAGGAAAACCUACAGAUUCUUUAGGCCUGGGACUGCUGCAGAAGUCGCUGCCUCUGUCUGUUUCUCUGCAGAACCUCAGCACUCGGGCCUGUACAGACCUCCCCAAGGGCCUUGUGGGAGAGGGCCGACGCUGGUCUUAUGACAGGGCUGGUGAGGAGGAGAAAGCUGCCAUAGCAGCAGCCCUGGAGAAAAGUGGUCCCAUUCUGGGUGUCGAGGACCGGGCUGUUUUACCUAAAGCUGCUUCGUCGUCUUCCUCCUCCAAGGCGGAGUCAGAGAGCCAGGGGAAAAAGCAAAGGAAGAACCUGUUCUCACAUGGGCGGAGUGAGUCUGGAGGAAAGAGCCAGAGUCAGUUCAAGGACGAGUCUGAACAGGUCUCUGCUGCCACUGAGGAGAGACACAAGGGUUGGUUUGGAUCCAAAGACCCACACAGCAAACCCAGCCUGGAGGUCUCCACUAAACUAGAGCCCAGCACUGUCCCCCACCCACCACCUCUUCCACCUAGCCAUCACCCCUCAGGUCCCUCCAUAGAUUCUUCCUCUGUGGUUUCUGCACUGCACCACACUAACCCCUUCUGCCAUCCACAGACCACGCCCCCUCCCGUGUCUCCCUGCAACCCGUUCUAUUCCAUUCAGCAGCAAAAUCCUUUUUAUGUAGAUAUACUAACUAGCCAGCCCCUAAAGACAUCGCUUCCCCCUUUGCCUUUACUUUCCAGCUCGCGGCCCCCCAUAACUCAACUCUUUCCACAGCUGGGUAACCCUAACCCUGUCCUGACCUACGAUAACCCCGCUGACUCUGAUACUAACAGGGAAGUGCUGUCCAAAGCUGAGAAAAGACCUCUUCCUCCAGCUGCCAUGGAACGGAACGAGCCUGUUCUUAAGAAGCUGUCAUACCCAGUUACAUCUGUCAUGGAGCCUGAACCCAAUUGGGAGGAAUCCUUUGAUGCGUUUGCGGCCGGCAGGCUGCAGUGUGCCGCUGACCUCACUACAGAACGCAGAACACAGCACUACACACUCACUGACCGUCCGCUGGAACGCUACUGCAAUGAAAACACAUUACACACCAUCGUAGCUGCUGAUGAAAACAUAAACGUUAAUGACUCGCUGAAUCAUCUUUCCGAGGCACCUGCAGUUCCCAGCAGGGCUAAGGGCAAUAACACACAUCAUUUUGACACUUUUUCACUUUUCCUCGAGACGAUCCCGGAGCACAGAAGCUUCGAGAGCGAGGACCUUACUUCAAACUUUCCCCCUGAGUUUUCGAAACGGACUGAAACCCGACAAAACAGCAAAGGUUCAACCGACUCUGAAGUUAAUCCUGCAGCCUUUCACUCACUACUGACCAUCUCUCCAGACCCUAGUUCCUCGGGCCUCGGCAGUUCAGCAGAAGACGAUGGCCUCUCUGUCUUUUCAUCCCAGUCUGACAAAUUUUCUGCAUCCUCAUCCGAGGAAGCUGAAAAAAGUGCCCUCCGGUUUGAGAGUUUCUCUGAGUCAGCUGUUGUAAGAAAUGUCGCAACCUCAGAACCUGAAAAUGGUAUUGCUGGGAAGUCAGGCGAUGUGUUGUUAGACGAUGAAGGCCACAGGGGGACUGCUACACCUGAGGCAACUGCAGUUGCACAUCCAAAGAGACGGACAGAAGAGGAAGGUAAAGAGACUUGGGCCCUCUACAGCUCCAGCCUUCUGGAGCUACAACCAGAAUCCAUCAGCUCCUCGCGAUCUGAUACGUGGGAAGGGAGCGUUUCUGGGAAGGAUUUGUCUAAGGAUUUCAGUGUUGGUGAUGGGGAGAUUCCUGGGACCACACUACCAUCGUUAUGCAUCACAACUUCAUCCCCUGAUGCCACGCAGGAUUUGUUGGACAUAUCCGACUGGAAUCCUGGUUCUCCUGUACCACUGAACCUCUUUGGCGAUCCCCUCAACGUCAGCUUCAUCACCAACAGUCCUGGCAAAGACUUCAGCACUAAUUUGUUGUCUGAUCAGAGUAGCAGCAGCUUUCUACAGAGCCUGUACCUUAGCGCUGACUCUCAACAGUACCAGACCUGCGAUUCUCACCCAUCCUCCGAAUUCUUCAGCACAGCCGAGCUGAACGAGACGCUGCACUCUGCCAACUCCACUCUCGUUGGCGAGUUUAGCAACAUUCAAACAAACAGUGCAUUGGACAUGGCAGCUAAUAUCAGCCAAAGGGGCGAGUUUGAAGGAUCCCAGAGAGAACCCCCUGAGACAGGCCUCACAGUGGGGGCUGGAUUACUAAUCCUGCCUGCACCAUCAGACUCUUGUACGAGCUGUAAACCAAAAAGCCUCAGUAAAGGAAGGGUGGAGACUCAGCAUGGUGUCUUAGCUGAGAUGUUCUCUAAUUGCCUGCUGAAACAUAAUGCUACACUACAUCGCUCCAACUCUGAGGGAACCCUGGCAGGUGUCUUUGACCAGCUCCUCUUGCCCUCUUUUGGCAGUGAUCCCACUUCGAUGCAGGCGUCCUCCUUGUUUCAGCCAGACCCUGACCUCCCCUGUCUUACCUCCUUUGCUCCUUCUCUAACUCCUAAAAACAGUAGCUCCCCUGUAGCGCUCUCUGCCCUCUCUCCCCCUGCAAAGAUUUCAGCGGCAGAGCCACUCGGGCCAACUCAAGGCACCUCACCAAAACCAGAACCAGAGGAAAUCGAGCCGCGGCGGCUGAAAGCAGCCAACCAGCAGAGCAGCCCCCACCCAGUGAAGCCCCUGACGACUGCCAUGUUGGCGGAGGAGAAGCGGUCAGUGCUGGCCACUGGCCUGGAGAAGCUCAAGUCCACCAUCCAUCCAGGGAGGAGCAGCCAGAUCACGGAGCCGGAGACGGACAGGAAGAAG
Molecule: messenger RNA, 4281 nt
Organism: Nothobranchius furzeri (turquoise killifish)
Lineage: Eukaryota; Metazoa; Chordata; Actinopteri; Cyprinodontiformes; Nothobranchiidae
Source: RefSeq, a predicted model, not a curated record